Hydractinia symbiolongicarpus is the source of this 4732-nucleotide messenger RNA. RefSeq lists its product as uncharacterized. Gene Ontology annotation, biological process: homophilic cell-cell adhesion. The transcript has 10 exons. The record is from RefSeq and is a predicted model, not a curated record. The coding region runs from base 60 to 3485 and encodes 1141 amino acids. Gene Ontology annotation, molecular function: calcium ion binding. Gene Ontology annotation, cellular component: membrane. Lineage: Eukaryota; Metazoa; Cnidaria; Hydrozoa; Anthoathecata; Hydractiniidae.
UGUUCGAAUAUAAAUUGUACGUUUAUAUUUUUAGUAUAUGUAUAUAAAUAACUAAAACAAUGAUGCUUGGUAUAUUGAGGUAUUGUGUGACAAUAUACAUAUUGCUACGAGAUUUUCAUAGUUGUCAGCAAUGUGACUGUGCAAGUUCAGACAGUGACAAGUGGAAUAAGUGGGGUGAGUUUUCACCAUGCAACAAUGCAAACUUAUGCGUAACUGGCUUCAUAACAAGACAUCGGGAAUAUAAUAAUAUUUUUUGUUCCCGAUGUAAUAACUGUGACCUAUAUCCAAAUAGUUGUCAAACAAAAGAGUGUGGAAAACUGAAAAACGAUUGUGAACAAACCUGUAAUAGCAGAGAUGGGAGCUGCUCAUGUGACAAAGGAUAUAACUUAGAUGCAGCAAGUGGAAAGUUUUGCCACGAUAUUGAUGAAUGUGCUUUGAACAUUGGCGGCUGUAGUCAGAUAUGCACAAAUACGUUAGGUAGUUACGACUGCCGGUGCCGUGAAGGUUAUUACUUAGAUUCAGAUGGUAAAACAUGCAUCCCCUACCCUUGUCAAGAUCUUGUACUUGCAAAAUGUCCUGCUAAUACUUACAUUGACCACCUUGGAGCUGUUUGUAAUAAUGUUACUGUUUCUUGUCCAAAAGGCAGUUUCUUUAAUCAAAGUUGUCGUUUUCAGUGCCCAUCAGGAUAUGGUUUAGCCACGAUUAAUAGUGUAGCGAAUGAAAAAUUUGGUGAAAGUUUGCAAUCAGUUAAUUUUAACAACGUUGAAUUAGAAAUUAAGUGCAUUUUUAAUGGAUCUGGAAAAUGGGACGUUCAUAGCAGUGUAUAUCAAACCUAUUAUUGUCGUCGAUUUAAAGACCCGCCCAAGAAUUUACAGAUCUCUAAUAGCAGCAUCCUAGAACAUUCCCCUAUUCACAGUAAUGUGGGAUUAUUAUCUGCAGUGUAUCCAUCAACUGUAGUAUUCAGUAUAGAGAGCUCAGAAGGAGUAAACAGCUUUAUAGUAAAUCGAAAUUUCCUACAAAAUUCAAAGGUGUUCACCAUUAAAUCUUUGAGUGAUACUACAAUCGAUGUGAAAAUUAGAGCAACAGAUGCAACUGACCCAAAGUUGAACACAGAAGCUUUGUUUACUAUUAAAAUUUUGAAUGUAAAUGAUCCUCCCAAAGAUAUUGAGAUAUCUUCUUACAUUUUCACCGAUUUAACUCCUGUUGGAAGUGUUAUUGGCAAUCUGUCAGCAAUCGAUUAUGAUAUCCUGCCGCCUGUGAGAUCUUCUACUAUGUUUGUAUGGACCUUGAAAGAUUCUCUAGUAAAUCAACACUUUACCAUAUCGAAUGGCAGUUUGUUAGUACUGACAAAAAAAUUUCCAGAAGGGCCAGACUCUUUUCACAAAGUGUCUAUUGUGUGUACUGAUAAAGACACAAUGCCAGCCUCAACGGUAAAAGAAUUGUUUAUAGAAAGAAAAAACUUGAAUUCACCACCAGUAAAUAUUGUGAUUAACAUAAAACCUGUUUCUGAGAACACACCUACAGGUUCUGUUAUUGGAACAGUCACUGCAACAGACAAUGAUAACGAUACAAUAGUGUUUGAGAACAUAUCGUUAAAUAAAAUUUUCAACUUCGGUAAAACAGACUGUAAGGGCAUUGGAAAUGGUAAAAUGCAGUGUGACGCUGAAAUAGUGUUGAUGCAAAAACUGGACUACGAAACAGCAAACCAGUACGAUUUGGCGUUGAAAGCAACUGAUGCGAAAGGAGAAUACGACGUAAAACGGUUUUUGCUAAAAGUUGUGGAUGUAAACGAACCACCUUAUAACAUCAAGGUUAGACUCAACAAAAUUGACGAGGGUAGUGAAAAAGAUACGUUAGCAGGUGAAUUAGAGGUUCUAGAUGUUGAUGCUGACUCAACACAUAACUGCUCAAUCCUCGACGCACACAGUCCAUUCAAAUUAAGAGCAUUUAACAUUGUUUUAAGGGCUGGUCGGAAGUUAGACCAUGCUAAUCAAAGUGUGUACAAUGUUACUAUAUCCUGCCAAGAUAACGGUUUCAUACCUUUGUCCAUAACCAGAAGUAUUCCCAUCUAUGUAACAGCUUCAUUUUCCUGUCCUAAACAAUUUUAUCGAGUGGCUGGUUUUAAAUGCUUGUGUGUGAAUAGACUGUCUGGUAAAAAUUGCGACCGCAACAUGUCUCUCUGCAGAAAAGAUCAAUGUAAGAAGAACGAAGCCUGUUCCACUUUUAUAUACAGUCCUACAAGAUGUAUUCCAGUAGCCAAUCAGUUACCGGUUUUGUUGAAGCUUUCUUUUGACAAAUAUAAUCAAGAGAAUGAAGAGGAGAACAUGAAGAAAAAUUUGGAGAAUGUAAAUAAUGUUGUGACACGAAAACGGCGAUCAUCGGAAGAAAGGAUAUACAUCGAAGCUGCAGGCGCAACACGCAUUCAAAGUAAAACCUUUUCAUAUUCAUAUGUGAGAUUCUUACCUACUGACGAGAAAGAAAACUUUGCACUUCUUACGGGAGAGAAAUUAUGUCCACGAUUGAAAGACACUUCCAUGCGAUGCCUCACUGAAGAGGAUUGCAAAAUUCUUGUGUCUUUCGGCAUCGUAUGUCCUUACAGCUUCGAUGUUACUACUGACACACGGAAGGAAGUAAAGAAUGACAACGGAGCACCAGCGCCAUGGACGUAUUCUACUCCUGUUGUUUUGAGUGUAGUGAUCGUCCUUAUAGCUGUUGCAUUCGUUUUUUACAGGAGGCACAAAAAAGCAAUGGUUCCCGAAAACAUCAUGGUCAGUAGUCAUUCCAAUCAUGUAAAUUAUUCGCCAGUCUCAAGUGAAAGUCCGGUAAAGAGGCCGUUGAACAACAAUCAAACGAUGAGAGAGAUUGAAGCUUUGAAACAAAAAACUGACAUCACUGUAUUUGACAAUGCCAUCUUCUCUCCUAACCAUCAACCUAGUGUUAAUAUAUUCGAUGUGCCUAAUCCUACAUACCGUGCCCGCUCCGCAACCAAUAAUGCCUACAUUGAAGAUGACAAAUCGGGAGUACCUGAAGAUAAAUCCCAUAUUUAUGCGUCGAUUGGAAAAUCUGGUAAAAACCCGCUGUAUGAAGAAUCGAAUGCAAAAAAGGGUGUAUAUGAUAGUGCAGCUUUGUCUGUUGACACUGACAAAGAGAAAGAUGCUACAGACGAAAAGAUUGAAAGGGUUAAUCCAAGUAACGAGUACACUAGUGUAAAAGAAAUAAAUGUUGGUAAGUGCGACACGGUCGAGCUGAGCAACGAGUAUACUGUCGUGAAAGAAGAAAAUGGUAGUAAGAUGGACACAGUUGAUCUAAACAACGAGUACACUAAUAUAAAAGAGAUAGAUGAUGAAAAAAAGCAAACGCAGAAUUCCGUGCGAUAUGAGCGUCCUAUCUUGAGGGGACCCAGUGUCAAUCAAUUUCGACCUGAUCAAGAGGAAGAAGACAAAACUUUCAAGAAAAAUAAUCUAAACGAAGAAACAAAUUGCUGAAAUAGAGGGAAGCAUUUUUGUUUUUUAAUUUUAAAGUAAAUAUUUUCAUAUCUCUUUUUUUUAUAUACCUUAAAUUAUGUAUAAUCACUGAAAACAAGAAGCUUAUCUGAAUAAGAGCUUAUCUGAACUAGAAUGAGUCAUUACAAAUCUGGUCUAUGAAUUAAAUAUUUCCAUUUGUAUAUAACAAUGUAUAUAAUUUUUUUUACAGUAUAUAAAAGUCAACAAACAGCAAACAAUUUUCACUAUUGCAAAAUGACGAAGAAUAAAGGAUUUUUUGUAUUUAUUUUAUUUUUUUAUACUGAGUUCUGUAUUAAUUUUUUGGUAUUUACUAUUUUUCUUUUUUAGAGUUAUUAUUACACAAUGUUUUUAUAAGCAACUCGUUAAGCUAGUCGGUCGCCUAUGGAGAAAUUCACGGGUUCGACCGUACUUAAUCGGAUUCCGUAUUUCCGCCGUGCGACGUUUUUCUUUUUUUUCACCAAAAUUAUGAGAAUUGGCUAAAUAUAAGAAAGCAAUCAUUAAGCAACUUCAUUUCUAGGUAUUGACUACAAAUGAUCAAAAAUUUAAGUUGCUUAUAACAACAGAUUUACUCGCUAUUUUUACUUUGUAUAAUUAUAUGUUCAGCUCGCUUGUAACGUCAUCAGUUAAAAUUAAAAUUCGCAAAUCCAAAUUUUUUGUCCUUUCACAGAACUGAAACAUUUUCCUGAUCAUAAAAAUAAGUCGCAAAAUGUACUGAACCUAAAAUAGGUCUCACAGAAAUUUUGUAAUAAAAUUAAUUAAAAAUUAUUUAUCUUGUUUAUUUGAAUCUCUUUUUUUGUUUAAAUCCUCCAACAAUUAAAAAAAUCUUCAAAAUAUAAAAAGCUUUGGAAGCUGUAGAUAUCUAUUGAUGUACAAAUUCAAUAAUUAAAAAAGUAACACUGUAUUUGAAACGUAGCACAGAGUCGACUCCUGUAACCUGCACUUGUGUACGUGUAUUUAUAAAAAAAAAUGUUUUAUUUUAUUUGAAACUAUGACUUAGCACAUCAAUUAUAUUUAGAAAGUAAGCAAGCAUCAUGCAUGACUGUUCUCGGUAAGAAAUCGUACAUCGUUUCUAUUGCCGAUAGGAGUUCGUUACACUGUCGGUGAAAGUUCGUACUUUUGUAUUCUCGCAUUGAAUGACGACAUGUAUGAUGCGUAUGGAGAAUGUAGUUUUAUAUAAUUUUCUUAAGUUGUACAUACUAAUUUUAAAAGUAAUAAUGUGUAAUAAUGUA